GCCGACGCGACCCGACCCGACCCACACUGGACUCGCCUGCCUCUUCCUCAUCUUCCCCACCCUCUCACCCGGCCGGACCAGCUGCCGCCGUUUCCGCCUCCUCCUCCCCCGAUUCGCGCACGAUGGAGCUGGAGCAGAUCAAGAAGGUGGUGGGUGGAGCCGUGACUGCGGCGACGGUUGGCACCCAGGCCUACAAGAUCUACCAGAAAGGAAUGAAGCUAAUGGGGCCAAUCGAAUGCCCGUGGUGCUACAAGGACAUCCCGCGGGACCUCUUCGAAGCUCAUCUGCUGCAGCACAAGGGCGACCACGAUGUCUGCCAGGUGAAAAGGGCUGUUGCUGGAGGGAUGCGGGCAGGAAAAGAAGCUGCCAAGGCGUACAAGAAGCAGGAGAAGGAGGCACCGCAGCAGGCGAAGCGAGCGCGGGAGCAGGGACGGAGGUCAGGGACACGCCACAGGGAAUGAAGGAAUUGUUAGAGCAGAGUUCAGAGGGUAGAGGGAAGCUGGAGCAGCUGUGAUUUUGUCGUUAUCAGUUGAACUGCAUUAAGUACUACCUUUUAUUUGUGCCCUGAUGGUAGCUUAUAGCUGCUGGUAACAUCCUAAAUUUGAGAGUACUAUAUCCAUAUCGCGUACUAAUCUAAUGGUGUUCUCUACCUGAUAUUCGCCUUGGUGGCCAGAGAGGCACGGUCCGUGGAUUCAAAUAUAUUAAGUUAAAAGCUGGCACUUGUGAAAACUCAUGUCUUUAAAUGUUAGUGUUUGUUGUUA
This is a messenger RNA of Lolium perenne, 761 nucleotides long. RefSeq lists its product as uncharacterized. Lineage: Eukaryota; Viridiplantae; Streptophyta; Magnoliopsida; Poales; Poaceae. The record is from RefSeq and is a predicted model, not a curated record.